AUGGAACGAAAACCGGAUAUAUGUGUUUUUGUUAGUGCUCUAACACAUGAACGUGAUAUACGAACAUGUGUACGUGAUAUCAAUACGCAGCUAAGUCACGUAGGUGUGGCUGGUCCUAAUCUUGAGGUAACUGGUCGUGUAAAAGCUCUUAAAGUAACAUUUGAAUCAACAGUUGGAGCAUUACAUACUAAUUCAAAAUUAUCAGCACGAAGUAUUAUCCUCAAAGCUCAACAUAUUUUUAUUAAACCGGAAGCUUUAUUUACAUGUUCAAAAUUACGG
This is a messenger RNA of Loa loa (African eye worm), 279 nucleotides long. RefSeq lists its product as hypothetical. The record is from RefSeq and is a predicted model, not a curated record. The annotation marks the transcript as partial. NCBI's taxonomy places the organism in Eukaryota, Metazoa, Nematoda, Chromadorea, Rhabditida, Onchocercidae. The transcript has 2 exons.